This is a messenger RNA of Corythoichthys intestinalis (scribbled pipefish), 5609 nucleotides long. RefSeq names its product disintegrin and metalloproteinase domain-containing protein 23 (gene adam23b). The coding region runs from base 263 to 2599 and encodes 778 amino acids. Gene Ontology annotation, molecular function: metalloendopeptidase activity. Gene Ontology annotation, cellular component: presynaptic membrane. The record is from RefSeq and is a predicted model, not a curated record. NCBI's taxonomy places the organism in Eukaryota, Metazoa, Chordata, Actinopteri, Syngnathiformes, Syngnathidae. The transcript has 26 exons. Gene Ontology annotation, biological process: proteolysis.
CGAGGAGGAGUCUGCCGGUGGACUUCCAGUAGCUGCUUGGCCGCCGCCUUCUCCACGCUCCCCUCCUUCCUCCCAUCAUCAUCAUCAUCAUCUGCAGCAGCAGUCCAGUGCCUCCCGGACCUUUGAAGAAAGCGCCCCCUCCCCACCAUCUCAUCCUCUCCAUCAGUCUCCUCGGCACCUCCCUGCGUGCCACGAUGGGCUGCAAGCGCCACACUACCUUGUUGUGUUGAUACCGAGAUAUUUCAGUAAUCAAAUAUGAAUCAUGCGUUUGAUAUUUCUGGACACUUUGCUCGUCAGCAUUCUCACGGUUUGGCUCCACAUAUCACCAGCGUCAUCCGCUUCUCACAGUGCAGAGGACAAGGUUGAGAGGGACGCAGUGCCGGUGAAGCAACAGGCGACUGCAGCACUCGCUUCAGAAAACAAAAUCCACCAUGUGGUCGGGCAGGUGAUCGCCUACCCAUCUCGUCUCAUCUACUACCUGAACGAGGACUCAGAGAGUGCCUGCCAUGACCUGGACACGCGGGCCAAAAGCCAAACCGCACAGGGUCAGGCGAUCCACCUCGCUCAGGUCAGCUUCCAGCUAGAGGCAUUCGGCACCCAAUUUGUUCUCGAUCUAACACUGAACAAUGAUCUGCUUUCUUCAAAUUAUGUUGAGAUCCACUACGAGGGUGAUAAACCUGUCCUAUCAAAGGGCGGUGAACACUGUUACUAUCACGGGCAGGUGAGAGGCAACAGUGAAUCCCGUGUGGCCUUAUCUACCUGCAAUGGGCUGCAUGGGAUGUUUGACGAUGGAGCCUAUGUAUACCUAAUUGAGCCACUGCAACAGACUCAUUUGAUUGACACAGAUGGAAGGCCACACCAGCUCAGAAGAACUGCCUCGCUCCAAUGGAAAAAUGAGUCACAGCAUCUGGAGGAGGCAGAGAGACUCUUCUCAGAGCUAGAUGACUUGUCCUGGCUGAAGCGCCGGAAAAAGCGAGCUGUAUCUGUAUUUGAGGAGAUGAAAUAUUUGGAGAUCAUGAUUGUCAGUGACCACAGUAUGUACAAACGACAAAAAACCAAGCAGCAAACAGGGAAUUUUGCCAAGUCGGUGGUGAAUCUUGUGGAUGCUGUCUUCAAAGAGCAGCUGCGGACGCGUGUGGUGCUGGUUGCUUCAGAGAUCUGGACAGACAAAGAUCGUAUUCCGGUGAGCGUGAGGCCUUUGGAAAUGCUGCGGGAUUUUUCCAAGUACCGCCAGCAGAGCAUCAAGCACCACGCCGACGCCGUGCACCUCUUCUCAAAUGUGACCUUUCACUACCGAAGAAGCAGUGCAGCCUACUUUGGGGGCAUGUGUUCGGUGAGCCGGGGAGUUGGCGUCAAUGAGUAUGGCAGCACAUGGUCAAUGGCGAGCUCGUUAUCCCAGAGCCUGGCUCAGAAUCUAGCCAUCCAGUGGGACCCCGCAUUGAAGAGAAAGGAAUGCGGUUGCACUGAGUCAUGGGCUGGCUGCAUAAUGGAGGACACUGGAGUCCAACACCCACGAAGAUUCUCCAAGUGCAGCAUCUCGGACUACAAGGAUUUCCUCUUGAAAGGUGGAGGCUCGUGUCUGUUUAACAGACCGACAAAGCUGUACGAGCCCACCGAGUGCGGGAAUGGAUUUGUGGAAGUGGGAGAGGAGUGCGACUGCGGCGCGAGAGCUGAGUGCUACAAGGGAUGCUGCAAAAAGUGUUCGCUGGCCAACGGGGCGCACUGCAGCGACGGCCCCUGCUGCAAUACCACGUGCCUGUUCUUCCCAAGAGGUUACAGUUGCCGCUAUGCUGUGAAUGACUGCGAUAUCUCAGAGACGUGCACUGGGGACUCUGGACAGUGUCCUCCCAACCUUCAUAAACAAGAUGGAUACCUCUGCCAGGUGGACCAGGGACGAUGUUACAGUGGAGAGUGUAAGACCAGAGAGAACCAGUGUAGAUACAUCUGGGGAUCAAAGGCUGGAGGCUCCGAGAAGUUCUGCUACGAGAAGUUAAACACAGAGGGCACCGAGAAGGGCAACUGCGGAAGGGACGGCGACAAAUGGAUUCAGUGCAGCAAACACGAUGUCUUCUGUGGUUACCUCUUGUGUUCUAACAUCGGCCGCAACCCCCGCAUUGGAACCAUGAAAGGCGAUAUCACCCCCACUUCUUUUAACCAUCAAGGCAGACUGAUUGACUGCAGUGGUGGACACGUUCUUUUGGACGAUGAGACCGAUUUAGGCUACGUGGAUGACGGGAGUCCUUGUGGGCCGUCGAUGAUGUGCCUUGACCACAAGUGUCUGUCCAUCCAGUCACUCAACAUAAGCACCUGCCCCAUUGGACCUAAUGGACAAGUGUGCUCCGCCCACGGGGUGUGCAACAAUGAAGCCACAUGCACUUGUGACUCCACGUGGGCAGGGACAGACUGUAGUAUGCCUGACCCUCCUAAAGUCGUUGAGACUACUCCAACUCCUGGUCCCAAAGGUCCUAGUGCCACCAAUCUAAUAAUAGGCUCCAUCGCCGGAGCCAUCCUUGUGGCCGCCAUAGUGCUGGGGGGGACUGGAUGGGGUUUUAAAAAUGUGAAGAAGCGGCGCUACGACCCCAACGCCACAGCCAUUUAACUCCGAAGAGGCAAACGCCGAUCACUGACGGACUCCUCCGAGGCGUCUUUAGUUUGCUACCCGACAGCUGGACUGCACUUAUUGCUGCUGACCUUCGGCAUUAGAUUUACUUGAAUAAUAAUAAUACAUAUUAAAAAAAGAAAAGAAUAUAGUGGACAUUUUAACAAAUUCCAGUGUAGUGACAUUAGACGCGCGCAACCUUUUAGCCUUUUCACAUCACCCAUCACACGCAAGCCUGAUCUGUAGAAUGACGGAGCUCCUCUACCGCCUCCUUUUUCAGUGCCAGUGCACAGGUGCCGAGUCGGGUUCCACGCUGCUCUCACACCCGGCACCUGCUCUCUACGCGUCAGGCGCUAAUACUGGCCCUCUGGCAUGAAGAGCGCCUCUCCACGGGCUCUGCAUGGCUGCGUAAGCUGUGAAUAUUCAGCAAAAACACAUCCUUCCAAAGGGAGAGGAAAUCAAUGCUGGAGGAAAAAGCCUCAUUCAAACGACCGUAUGACACUGGGCUGCAUGUGAGAAACAGGCCAUAGAGUGAAUGCUGUCGAAAAUUGUACAUAAUUCUAGCAUUUCAUCUUUGAAAUGAUUUUCCAAUGACUUUUUUUGUUUACAUUAGCAUGUUUUAUAGCAGGCUAUUAAAACAUUAAUAAUUCAGAUGCGGGGCCAAAAAUGUAAACCUCUGGCGCCUCGUCGUGGGGCGGCCAAGAGAAGCAUGUCAGCUCUAGCCAGAUUAGGUGCGACACACGGUCCCGUCGCAGUAUUGAAGUUGAAGAAAAAGCCAAAGAAGCAAUCACCAUGAACAUAUGGAUGUUGCACACGGAGCACUUUGCCCUCUGUCGUGUCCAGCCGGGGCUCACCCAUCAAUGCACCACCACAUCCGGCUUAGCCUUUUACCCUCUUCGUAGGUUUCAAGUCGACAGGAAACGCUGCAUGCAAUCACUAUUCUAUAGUGGGCUUAUAAUAAUUCUAUAUGGGAGUCCCCCAGGAUCUGUAAGAAAAUAUGCUACAAAAAAAAAAAAAAAAAAAAAAAAAAGAUAAGGUGCAUGUCAACAAUGAAACAUUUAACUUUUAUUUACUAUGCAACGGAGAGAUAUUGCACAAAAGGGACAAGAUGUGGAAUUUGAAAGAAAAAAAAACUUUCCGCUAAUCAUCAAAUUCUAUAUUUGGCCUCUCCUUCAUCUUGUUCCAUUUUGCUUCAAAGACAAAACACUAAAAAGAGCUUACUCAUAUUUUCAAUGGCGAGAAAGCAAUUGAGAGCACUUCUUUAUGCGUGUGUGUGUGCGCGCGUGUGUCCCAUCUGAUGUUUUUAAUCAUAUUCACACUAAAUGGUGCCUGUACAUACCGAGGUCUCGUGCAGGGUUCUUCUCGUUGUCCUCUCCAGAUGGUGGUGGGUGUGUUUCCUCCAUGUCCCUCAUCUGCUUGUCCACAGUCCUCUCUCACUGCAUCAUGUACACUUGAACUAGUCAAUAAACUACUGACUCAUUUUAACUCUUUCUCUUCUUUUUCACUUGUUUUUUUCUCUGACACCUUUCCUCAACAGCUACCGGCAGCAUAUGUGAACUUAAAUAUCCUGUGAACUGAAAUCCUAGACUUGUCUCUAAAUAUACUAUACAAUAAGGGUGUAACAGUACAUGUAUUUGUAUUGAACCGUUUCGGUACGUGGUACUCGGUUCGGAACGGAGGCGUACCAAACGAGUUUCUAACGUAAUGUAACCCUUACUUUUCGAGGCUGCGAGUCGAUCGGGUUACAGUUUCUUGGUGUAGAUUAUAUUUACUCCGUCUUCUCUACUAUAACGCAGACCAAAACGGUAGGACAGUAUAACCCAGAAACGUCAACGGCGCGACAACGUGGCCACCGCGAGAACGCAGUGAAACGCGGGCGUUAGAGUCAAUCAGCCAAUGCACACCAGUCGCAGUGCGGCCGCGUGUUAGACGCGUCCCAGAAGCGGCUCAACACGACGCAUGUGAAAAGAACGGCAGAGUUUAUUAUUUGACGCUACACGCGACCCUCCUGCAUCAAUACUACUACCGGUAGCUAGGAUCGGGCAGAACGGAAGUCAAUCGUGUAAAAAGAUGGUGGAUCCGGUCGAUUUUCAAACUAAUAUGCAAUCGUAACCUACUUUUUGACUCCAUCAGAUCUCUUGAGUGGUAGAUCGGGACACAGUUGACUUGUCUUUGUUGAUUUACUGCUGUCUUCUCUGCUUUAGUAAUAACCAACACGGCCCCGUGUUCAAUACAAAACCUUCCUACCACAACAAAACAAGUAGGAACUAAUAUUCACAUAGGAACUAAAGUUAUACAACAUAAAAUAUACAAUAUAAAUGAAUACUACAUCACUUUUGUAAAAUAUAAACACAUAAUAAAAUAAAUAAUAGCCCAUUUAAAUAAAAUAAAUUGAAAUGAGCUAAAACACCUGUAAUUAAAUGAUUAGAAUAAUACACAGAUCCUGCUUACACAAUUAAAUUUAUAAACUUCUGUGUGGCACUUUAACUUGAGAAAAUCCACCAAUAAAGCUUUUGAAAACCGUUCAUGAGAAGAAAAAAAAAUCAUUGAGGCAUUUCAUUUGUAAAAUACAUGUUAAAAUCUUUGUCAUUGGGAUUGCUUUUCUCUGUAGCACAGGACUUCUUUUUUCAGAAAGAAAGCUGACCAAUACGUGUGGUCUGAAAGGCAAAUUGUUGUUGGAUUAUCUUUAAAUACCCGCUACUUUUUGAGCAAAAUUCUAGCUUUGUAUAGGCUAAUGUUCCUAUUGUUGAAAGCACAAAGGUGUGUAAUAAACAACUAGCACAUUUAUAUUUUGCAUUUUGUUUUCUUACUGUACCGAAAAUGAACCAAACCGUGACCUCAAAACCGAGGUACGUACCGAACCGAGAUUUUUGUGUACCGUUACACCCCUAUUAUACAUGUUUGAAAACAAUUGCUUAAACGUACAUGAAGGCUGAGAACUAUCUAGUCUUUCACUGUGGAUGUACAGUGCUUACCAAAAAUAUUGGCACCCCUUCAAUUCUGUCAGAUA